Triticum aestivum (bread wheat) is the source of this 1678-nucleotide messenger RNA. RefSeq names its product receptor-like protein kinase FERONIA. Gene Ontology annotation, cellular component: plasma membrane; plasmodesma. The transcript is spliced from 3 exons. The coding region runs from base 138 to 1283 and encodes 381 amino acids. Gene Ontology annotation, biological process: protein autophosphorylation. Gene Ontology annotation, molecular function: ATP binding; transmembrane receptor protein tyrosine kinase activity. The record is from RefSeq and is a predicted model, not a curated record. NCBI's taxonomy places the organism in Eukaryota, Viridiplantae, Streptophyta, Magnoliopsida, Poales, Poaceae.
AUCAGGUGUGACACAAUCUUGCUGAGCUCAAUCCUCCAAUUCCACAAAAGCUUGAUGUGGAUCCUAAUAGGCUGUCUAGCGGUGUACGAAAAUCCAAAGGUGACAUACUAGCAGCCAUCGGUGGCGGAUUUGCUUUGAUGUUGAUUGUUCUUUUCAGUAUGUGUGUUAUCUGCAGACGGAAGAAGGUCGUGAAGAUUUCUUGCAAAACCAGCUAUGCAUAUCGGAAUCGUCCCACAUGUGAUCUUGUCCAUCACUUCUCAUUUGAAGAAAUUCAACUUGCCACCAAAGAUUUUGAUGAAGCACAUAUCAUCGGCAGAGGCGGUUUUGGGAACGUCUACAGCGGUGAGAUAGAUGGAGGGACAAAGGUGGCGAUCAAGCGACUCAACCAGGAAUCCCAACAAGGCAUUCAUGAGUUCCAGACUGAACUCGAGAUGUUGUGCCAUUUCCGCCAUGGCCACCUUGUAUCUUUGAUUGGCUACUGCAGGGACAAGAAUGAGAUGAUUAUGGUCUAUGACUACAUGCCUCAUGGAACACUGCGUGAGCAUCUGUACGGCACCAGAAACCCAUCACUAUCAUGGAAGCAGCGCCUUAAUAUUUGCAUCGGUGCAGCCCGAGGGCUGCAUUACCUCCACACUGGUACAGAGCAAGGAAUCAUCCACCGCGACGUUAAGACCACCAACAUCCUACUGGAUGAUAGGUUAAUGGCGAAAGUUUCUGACUUUGGUCUAUCUAGGGCAUGUACAGACAUUGACAAUGCGCAUGUGAGCACCGCAGUGAAGGGCUCCUUUGGAUAUUUUGAUCCGGAAUACUUCCUGCUGCGACGUCUCACCAAAAAAUCAGAUGUGUACUCCUUCCGGGUCGUGUUGUUGGAGAUUCUGUGUGCACGCCCUGUGAUAAACACUGAGCUCCCGGACGAGCAAGUGAGCUUGCGUGACUGGGCGCUAUCUUGCCAAGAAAAAGGUGUACUCGAGAAGAUUAUUGACCCCUGUGUUAAGGAGGAGAUCACCCCAAAAUGCCUCAGGAUAUUUGCAGAGCUAGCGGAGAAAUGUGUUGCUCAUCGUAGCAUCGAUAGGCCAUCAAUGGGUGAUGUACUCCAGAAUCUGGAGGUCGCACUCAGGGUGCAGGACAGUAACAACUAUGCCAGGGGGCCAUCGUCUCUUCAGAUCAUCAGUCUAGUGAACUCAUACAAAUCAUCAACCCACUCAAUAACUGACAUCGCUGCACAGGGAGACAUUUUCAGAUAUUUUACAUCCGGAAGGCCGAUAAAAGCAAACUGCAGAUAAUAAAAGGACAUGUCACAUAUUUUACACAAGUGAACCCUACAGGAUGGAGACAAACAUUUCAAUGCAAAGGAGUUGUGAAAUGAGGAAGGAGGAGUAGCAGAUUAAGGAGGCAAGAACUUUCAUGGAUCCAAGGAUGUUUAUGUUAAAUUCCUGCUGAUAGCUAGCCACGCAGAGUACAGCGUACCACUUGUCAUCACCGGCAUGGUUCGUCUGUACUACAUGAUGUUAAUUAUUAGCUAGGCUUGUGAAUAGUGCAGAGUAUAUGAGGCCUGCAGCGAUCAAUAUAUCAACUUAUUUACAAUUGGCUCAGCAAGACAAAAAUCUUGUAAAGGGAUUGGUUCACAGGCAGGCAGUGAAGUGAAAUGAGCCUGAAACAUGGGUAUCUUAUCUUGCUA